Molecule: messenger RNA, 2811 nt
Organism: Boleophthalmus pectinirostris (great blue-spotted mudskipper)
Lineage: Eukaryota; Metazoa; Chordata; Actinopteri; Gobiiformes; Gobiidae
Exons: 18
Coding region: 1-2304 (767 amino acids)
Source: RefSeq, a predicted model, not a curated record
AUGCUCCUGCUGGUGCUCAUGGUGACUGGCCUCAGUUACACCACAGCAGAGAAGUUGCCGUUUCCUCAACAGGUUAACAUCAGCUCGUGUCCCUGGAAUGUUUUUGGAGUUUACUAUGAGACGCUUUAUUUUUCCUUUAACGCUUCCUCUAAUAAGACCUCUAUGUGUACACUUGGCUAUUUCGACCCUGACGUCCAGAACAUCUGCCUCCACGUAACCACAGCGACUGAUGUGGAUACAGUCGAAAUGGAGAAUUACACAUCUUCAUCCACAGACUCCUUCACUGCUCCCAGCGGAGUCACAGUCACAGGAUCAUACUCGUGCUACCUGUCCAUUUACUACUACAAAAAUACAACCAACAAGGUGUCUUUUUAUCUGGAAUCAUACGACCCUCCCUUUGGAAUGGUGUAUAUCACCCAAGAUGAACCAGCACUCUUCAAGAUGCAAAUCGGCGACAUUUCUUAUUAUGAAAAAUCAACUAAUGGAGACAGUUUGGUGAUACUUGGAUGCACAGUCGGUUCUACAUUUGUUAAUUCCAAUUGGACGAGCUGCACUGGUCCCACACUAAAGACCUGCUCUGCCAACUCCACUGAGAUCAUCGACACUAAAUGUGCUUGGGGCUGUUGGAAUGAAGGCUGUGUGGACACGUGCUCAGUUUUGGGCUCCAAUGUCAUCGACGUGAACGGUGUGAAAGGCGCGAUAAGUGACCUCUGCGGCUACACGCUGCUGUCCGGCGGCCCGGUGCAGCUGGGGGCGGUGUUCAAAGAGCGCCGCCACACAGACGUUCCUCUGCUGGACCAUCUGGAGCUCAGCGUGGGGUCCACAAAGAUCCACCUGGGGCCCGGAGCCGCGCAAGUGCAGGUGAAUGGCUCUCUGGUAAACAUCAGCACCGCUCUGAUGCCGCAGGGAGUCAACGUGUCCAAAACCUCCAGCGGAAUCUCUCUUCAGUACCAGCAGAUGUUUGAGCUGGUCUUUGACGGCUCCUCUGCAGUCCUCGACAUCACAGAUCCGACCGGACUGACUGGUCUGUGCAUCAGUGCCGCAAACGUGAGCGCCGCCGUGUCUGCUGCGCUGAGCAGUGCUGGAUGUGACACGGUGCAACAAGAGCCGCCCGACGUCUCCGUUAACUGUUCCAUCGCCAAACAACAAUGUGAGCUCCUGAACAGCAGCCUCUUCUCCGACUGCCACUCCACGAUUGACCCGUCUCUGUUCAUGGAGACCUGUGAGGAGUUUCUGUGCAAAUACCCCUCUAAGGACGGCUUCGACUGCGCCUUCCACGACGCCUACGCCGCCGUCUGCUCCAUGUUCAACGUCACACUGCCCGAGUGGAAAACCUCAGCAAACUGCAAGUUCCCGGUGGAUUUCUGUAAGGACACUUACUGCAGUGACCAUGAGUUCUGUGGUGCUCACAUGUAUGAAGAAACUUGCAUCUGUCGCGCUCUGUUUGCUGCCAAAUAUAACGGGACUCUUGGCGAUCCCACCGUGUGCAGCCAAAACUCCGCGUCCCUCUCCCUCGCUGCGUGUCUACUGACUGCCCAAGGAGUCCAUUAUGACGAGUUACAACUGGUUAAUCCCAACUGCACCGGCGUGUUGGACGCGACCAGCCACAUGCUGAACUUUGGGUUUGAUGCAGACAACAUGUGUGGGACCAAUGUGACGAGUGAGAACAACCAGCUGAUCUUCAAGAAUAAAGUGGUGCUCAAGAACCACACCUCCAGCAUUAUCACUCGCCACAACCAGUUUGAGCUGGACUUCUCCUGCUACUACGACCAGCCUGAGAUCAAGACUAUGGCCCUCAAGAUCAAGGACAGCUCUGUGGUGCAGACCAUUGUGUCUGGACUCUGGUCUUAUAACCUGACCAUGAAGGCCUACCUGGACUCAGACCUGAUCGAUCCCAUCGUCCCGACCACGGAGCUGCAGCUGGAUCAGCCCAUCUGGGUGGAGCUGAGCGCCGAGGAGCUGGACCAAGACCUGGUCUCCAUAGUUACGGACUCCUGCUGGGGCACCAGUCAACAGCCGUCCAACUCCACGCCCCAGUACAAGCUGAUCCAAAACGGCUGUGCCAACCCCGCGGACGCCUCUGUGAAAGUCACCGGGAACGGCGUGGGAACCUCCAACAGCUUCACCUUUAAGAUGUUCGAGUUCACCGGCUUGUCCUCUGACGUCUACCUGCACUGUGAGGUGUCUCUGUGCGUGACCAGCGACGGCUGUGCCCCGGUGUGUGGGGGAGGACUACGCCGCCGCCGCCGCUCCCUCAAAAAACACCGCAACCGCGCCCUCAUCACCAUGUCCUGGACCAACUGACACCAACUGGGACCAGGUUCCCAAAACGUCCUGGAGAAGUUUGUGACGACCGGACGGGCGAGCCUCCUCUCAACACCCAGUUUAUUUCUGCCUCCUUCCUUCUUUGCUUUUUGAAUUGAAAUGUACUCUGAUGUUUCUAAUCAUGAAUUCAUAUGAAAAUCUAAAUUUGAACCAAAACAAAACUGAUUAAAUAAAUAAUAAAAAAUAUAUAUACAUAAAAAAUAAUAAAAAAAUAAAUAAAUAAUAAAAAUAAAAUAACAUAAAAUAAAAUAAAAUAAAAUAAAACAAAAAUAAAUCAAAUCAAAUCAAUCAAAAUUAUAUGUAUAUGGGUGAAAAAAUCAUAGGGAAAAAAGUUGUGAUUUUGUGUGAUGUUUGAGUGUGUGGAACUCCUGCCUCACAGCCAGAAGGUCCCAGGUUUGAUUACCGGACUGGCUUUUUAUUAAUUAAGUGUGACUCUUGUUCUAAUCUGUUCUAUUUCUGUUUGCAUCAAAGAAAAAAAAAAUAAUA